Molecule: messenger RNA, 2439 nt
Organism: Portunus trituberculatus (swimming crab)
Lineage: Eukaryota; Metazoa; Arthropoda; Malacostraca; Decapoda; Portunidae
Product: major facilitator superfamily domain-containing protein 12-like
Exons: 12
Coding region: 292-1842 (516 amino acids)
Biological process (GO): carbohydrate transport
Cellular component (GO): membrane
Molecular function (GO): symporter activity
Source: RefSeq, a predicted model, not a curated record
CAUUCUACACCACUACCAUCACCACCACAACCUACAUCACUACUUACACACCACCACCACUCAUCACACCCACCACAACACCACCACCACUUUCCUAACACUAUUAUCACCACUUCCUCACCACAUACUGCCCCUACAACUACGCAUCACCAUCACCUCAACACCAUUUCUUCACUGCAAACACCACACAUAACAACACUUGCAUAUUUCUACCACUAGCAACACCAAACAGUCACCACACAUCAUCCCCACUAUCAAAACUAGCGUAUUUGUAACACCACCACCACCACCAUGGCCCUCAGCACCAUAGUUAAGUACGGUUAUGGUGUUGGGCACAUCUUUAACGACCUCUGUGCCUCCAUGUGGUUCACCUACCUGCUCGUUUACCUCCACUAUGUACUACAGCUUAGCCGCAGCACAUCGGGGUUCCUGCUGAUGGUGGGGCAGGUGGCUGAUGCAGUGGCAACACCUCUAAUUGGUCUGCAAAGUGACAGGGGGCAAGAGGCCUGUGGCUAUGGCAGGAGGAAGACUUGGCAUGCUGUCGGGACGCUGUGUGUGGUAGUGAGCUUUCCCUUCAUUUUUGUGGAGUGUGCUGGGUGUAUGGACCACCUCUUCAGUGUGUACCUCUUCCUCCUGCUGCUGGCCAUCUGUUUGUUCCAGUUUGGGUGGGCAGCAGUGCAGGUGUCCCACAUGGCUCUCUCCCUGGACCUUGUGAAUAGGGAGAGUGAGAGAGAGGAGCUCAACUUGAUUAGGUACAUUUUCUACGUAUCAAGCGAGGUCACACUCUCCUUUGUGGCCUGGGUGACCUUCAUGACCAUGGGGAGGCCAGGGGACACCUCUAUCAACCCUGGGGACUCCUACAGCUUUGAGGUCAUCACCAUAACCAUCAUUGGUGUUGGACUCAUAUUUUCCGGAGCCUUCCACGCACUCACCCCCGAGCCCCGAGCCCCCUCCUCCUAUGACCCACGGGGCAGACUGGGGCACUAUGGGAGAGUGGCCAGCAGCCCAACAGGCCCCUUCUCUCACCACUACACCACCAUGGGAGAUGAGGAGGCGCCCCCCACUGCCCUACGGUACCAGGGGGUGGGCAGGGCAUGGCAGGAGUGGCUGAGGGAUGAGCAGUUUUAUGUGCUGUGUCUGCUCUACACAGCAUCACGCCUCAUCAGUAACCUUGCCAGCAUCUACACCCCGAUUUAUGUUGCUGAGACGCUACAUGACAGAAGGCUGAUAGCCUUGGUGCCUCUGGUGAUGGCCCUGUCUGGGGUGGCUGCCUCCUUCCUCCUCAAGGUCCUCAAGAAACUGGUAGGCAGGAAGGGCAGCCUAGUGGUUGGGGUGGUGGUGGGGGGGGCAGCCUGCACGGUAGCCGCCCUGCCUGGCCUGCCACCCUGGGUGGUGCUGAGCCUGGCAGUGCUGUGGGGUGUGGCGGGCGCCCUCAUGGUGGUGGUGACCCUGUCCAUGGCUGCUAAGCUCAUUGGGGACUACACGGACUCCUCAGCCUUCGUGUAUGGCGGUAUGAGUUUUGUUGACAAGAUAACCAAUGGCUUUGCUGUUCUGCUCAUCCAGGAGUUAACAAGAGUUGGGUGUGAUGGGGACGACUGCUCAGAGUAUUACCGGCUGGUGGUGAGUCUGGGGCUGAUGGUGCCUCUCUUCAUGGCACUGCUGGCGCUCUUCCUCCUCAACCGGGACAGAAUCUGCAGCCUCCUUCACGGCAGCUCUGGCCUUGUGGUGAACGAGUCAGGAGAGCAUGAUGGGCUACUGUCGUCCACCUCCUCCUCCUCUAGUGAUGGCCUUCUGCUAGGCCCUGGUGUCACCCUGGGCUACGGGACACUCACCAAGGCUUGAGGUACUGAGCUGCAAUGCCACAGGGAGUCAGCACCACACACCAAGAUCUCCAUUACUGCAGAACAAUACCAAUGCAAUAAUAUGAUGCUUAAAGAACAUUCCCUGCUUCCACCAUCUCUUCUGCUUUUAGUUAUCCAAUCUCUCCUGCAGUUGGUAUACACUCCCUGUCUCUAUCUCCUCUUCUGUUUACAUUUAUACAGACUCCCUUCAGUUCCUUGUGUCUUUCACCAAUACAGCAGUUUUCCAUCACUGUGCUGACAAGGGAAUGGCCAAGGCAGAGGCAUACAUAGUACAUGAUGGGGUUUAAUAAGUAUACGGUGAUAAACACUUGGAACCUUUUGCUUGAGUGGGUAGUUUCAGCAACUUCUGUAAAGAAAUUUGAGGCAAAAUUAGCUCUACUCCAGGCAAACCAAGAAUUAUAUUAUGAUUAUAAAACCUAUAAGAUUCGCCACACGCUACCAAAAUAUGGAAAUGAAGAUCUGAUGUCACAGGAAAAGGCCUCUUCCAGGAAGUCAACUGUAACAAACUGUAAGAAAUGCUGAGAAUGGUGAUAUAGAUGGUGGAAUUCUAAAAAUAAAUAAAUAAUAUGAUCUGAAA